CGGAGGAGAGGCAGAGAGAACAGAGGAGAGGGGAGGCCUUCAGGCUGCUGUGUCGGGAGCUGUGGAUGAGGGGGUGCGAAUCUCAGGCUCUGCUCAGCGGAUCCACUAAGAUUUUGAGAUGUCCUUUAUAUUUGACUGGAUUUACAGUGGCUUCAGUAGUGUGCUGCAGUUUUUAGGAUUAUACAAGAAAACAGGUAAACUAGUAUUUCUUGGAUUGGAUAAUGCUGGAAAAACUACUCUCUUGCACAUGCUUAAAGAUGACAGACUGGGACAACAUGUCCCCACAUUACAUCCCACUUCAGAAGAGCUGACAAUUGCUGGUAUGACGUUCACAACUUUUGAUCUAGGAGGACAUACACAAGCUCGCAGAGUUUGGAAAAACUAUCUGCCUGCCAUCAACGGCAUUGUCUUUCUGGUGGACUGUGCAGAUCAUGAAAGAUUGGCUGAAUCUAAGCAAGAACUUGAUGCACUAAUGACAGAUGAAACUAUUGCUAAUGUGCCUAUCCUAAUACUUGGCAACAAGAUUGACAGACCAGAAGCCAUCAGUGAAGAGAGGUUACGGGAAAUGUUUGGUUUGUAUGGCCAAACAACAGGAAAGGGGAAUGUUUCGGUGAAGGAAUUGAACACUCGGCCCUUAGAAGUUUUCAUGUGCAGCGUGUUAAAGAGACAAGGUUACGGGGAAGGAUUUCGUUGGAUGGCACAGUACAUUGAUUAAUGCCACAAUCACAUCAGUACACACUAUCCAAACCUGUUCAUGUUCUGAUCAAUGUACAUAACUUGAACUUAAUAGACUUUGGUUACAAAAACGUAUUUUUUUUAUUGUAUCAAUUGUGUUAAAUUUUAAGUGUAAAGACUGAAACAGAUUUUAAGCAAGUUUGUCAAUUUGGAUCUUGUAACUUUAGUCUCUAGUCCUAUCAAAUCCCCUUCUUUUUGGAUUAAUUUAUAUGUUGUCUGCAGUUCUCCCCCAUUUUUGUUUUUAGCUUUCCAGCACAGUAUGUUUUUGAAUGCACUUUUUAACAGCUCAACCAUACAGACUUGUUGGUCAUAUUUAAUGCUCAUCAUGUCAAAUUUUUAAGUAUUUUUUCAGAACCAAUUUUAUAAAUGUAAAGUGAAUAACCACUUCUCAAAGGAUAGUAAUGAAUAAGCUUAUGAAUAAUUGCAUGAUGCCUUACGGUUUUCAAUAAUAUACUUUCUUAUGCAACGUCAUGCAAUAAAACUAAAUCCCAUUUCUUGGCAUCUUUAAUGGGAAAAUUUUCAUUUUAAUGUGUCUUAACCUAGUAAAGACGUUUCAAGAUGUGAAUCUGUGGGGUAGUUUUCUAAAAUGCAGUAUAAUUUCUGUGUACUGUAGACUUUUUAUAUUAUUUAUUUGAUUAUCUUUAUGCUGGGAAUGAAUCACAUUAACAUUAUCCAUGCUUUCUGGAUGUAAGUGUUCAGUCACUGUUUUUCACAUUGUACAAGAAGCAGCAUUAUGGCCUUGUUGUGUAGUACACUGUGUAGUGCUAGUGAGUGCCUGAAUGCAGCUUUUUAGAAAACCACCAGGUUGGUACUGCAAAUACACAUUUAGAAGCCUG
This is a messenger RNA of Candoia aspera, 1571 nucleotides long. RefSeq names its product secretion associated Ras related GTPase 1B (gene SAR1B). Gene Ontology annotation, molecular function: GTPase activity; GTP binding. The transcript is spliced from 7 exons. NCBI's taxonomy places the organism in Eukaryota, Metazoa, Chordata, Lepidosauria, Squamata, Candoiidae. The coding region runs from base 119 to 715 and encodes 198 amino acids. Gene Ontology annotation, cellular component: endoplasmic reticulum exit site; COPII vesicle coat. Gene Ontology annotation, biological process: endoplasmic reticulum to Golgi vesicle-mediated transport; membrane organization; intracellular protein transport. The record is from RefSeq and is a predicted model, not a curated record.